This is a messenger RNA of Xenopus tropicalis (tropical clawed frog), 1904 nucleotides long. It is a transcript of the gene slc35d3, whose product is annotated as solute carrier family 35 member D3. Gene Ontology annotation, cellular component: membrane. The transcript is spliced from 2 exons. Bases 265 to 1530 code for a protein of 421 amino acids. NCBI's taxonomy places the organism in Eukaryota, Metazoa, Chordata, Amphibia, Anura, Pipidae. The record is from RefSeq and is a predicted model, not a curated record.
GGGAUUCUCUGCUUAGCUCUUUUGGUACCCCCAUUUGACGCCUUCUACCGAGAAGUUACUUUUUCUCCUGUUCUGCUUGCCAGCAGCCGGAAAGCAGGGCGGUUGGUGAGGGUGCUGUCCAGAUGCUGAACUAGCACAGGAGAGGCUGUAGCAGCGCUCUGAUGCUCUGAGUCGUAGGCUUAGAAGGAAGACACCAGGGAUUCCCCCUUUCAGGCGUUACACGCUACAUUUGAGCUAACUGAGCGGUGUUUAGCUGAGAUCAGGAUGCAUCUGUGCAGGGGACGUUGCCUAGGCAUAUCGGUGGCCAUAGCACACGGAAUAUUUUCGGGCUCUCUGAACAUUCUGCUCAAGUUUCUGGUCAGCAGGUACCAUUUCUCGUUUCUGACCCUGGUGCAGUGCGCCCUCAGUAUCACAGCAGCAGUCACCCUGGAAGUGCUCAGACGCUGCGGAAAGAUCUCUGUUCCCCCUUACAGCCUGAGCCUUGCUCGGAUCUUCGCUGCAGUAACUAUUCUGUGCACCCUGCAGGCCACCCUGACUCUCUGGUCCCUGCGAGGACUCAGCUUGCCCAUGUACGUGGUUUUCAAGCGAUGUCUGCCUUUGUUUACGCUGCUGAUUGGAGUGCUGGUACUUAGAAACGGGUUGCCCUCAAUAGGGGUAGUCAUUGCUGUGUUUAUCACCACCUGUGGGGCAGCACUAGCAGGGGCUGGGGACCUGAGUGGUGAACCUGUAGGAUACAUAACAGGAGUGAUGGCCGUAAUAGUUCAUUCUGCUUACUUAGUAAUUAUUCAGAAGACUAGUACUGAUAGUGAACAUGGGCCUCUUACUGCACAGUAUGUCAUUUCUGUUACACAAACACCUCUGCUAAUUGUCUUCUCUUUCAUCAGUAUGGACAUGAUCAAUGCAUGGUCUUUUCCUGGCUGGAAAGAUCCAGUCAUGGUAUGUUUAUUUAUUUUUUGCACCUUAAUUGGUUGUGCCAUGAACUUCACCACAUUGCACUGUACUUACAUAAACUCAGCCGUCACCACAAGUUUUGUUGGAGUGGUAAAGAGCAUUGUUACAAUUACAGUGGGUAUGUUGGCUUUCACAGAUGUGGCACCUACGUCACUUUUCAUUGCAGGGGUGGUUGUCAAUACAGUUGGCUCUAUUAUCUACUGUGUGGCUAAGUAUUUUGAAAUCAGAAGACAAAUCAACUAUGAAGACUUGGAAAAGGAAACAAGUAAGGAAGAUAAUAUUGAACUGGGUGGAGAUCAUCCACCAUUUGCAAUGGAAAAUAUAAAACAAGAUGACACUCUUGAAGGACAAGCUCAAGGUGAGCCAGUAGCUGCAUCCUUACAAGAUAAUAGUGAAAAGAAGACAGGAAGCACACUGGAAAAGUUCUUACAGUCAUCUGGCACUCCAGGUCCUUGUCCUAAUGGAGAUAACAGAAAAUCACUUAAAGAUACAUAUCUUGGUGUAUGGAGGCUGGUUAGAGGGUCAAGAUUUUUAAAGAAAGAUUACCUAAUAGAAAAUGAAGAACUUCAGAGCCCAUAAUGCAAAAUAAAUUAAAUUAUUGUGGUGGAAAAGUAUAUUUUGUAUGUCAUGUGGAAAAAUAAUUACUUCAGCAAAGAUCAUCCUAAAAGGAGCUUGUACAUAUAUACAUAUUUAUUUGGAAGUAAACUGGUUCAGUAUCAGUUCAGAUUGCCAAAUAUCUGUUUGCAUCCUUUAUUAUGCUUUUUACAAUGAUUUAGAAAAUGUAUUCGGAUUUAAAUAAGCUCCAAGAAAACCGAGUGGGGCAUGUACAAAGGCUUUAGUUGUCCCAUCACCAUUAUCAUUGUUUCCAUAAAGGACCAAACCUUUUUUUUGCCAUUUUUUUGCCACUUUUUAAAAUGUUAUAUAUAUAUAUAUAUACACAAAGGAUGGCACAC